Schizophyllum commune H4-8 is the source of this 2952-nucleotide messenger RNA. RefSeq lists its product as uncharacterized. NCBI's taxonomy places the organism in Eukaryota, Fungi, Basidiomycota, Agaricomycetes, Agaricales, Schizophyllaceae. The transcript has 6 exons. The record is from RefSeq and is a predicted model, not a curated record. Bases 52 to 2697 code for a protein of 881 amino acids.
CGACCGUCGACCGGGACAGCACGAAGCCUACGCUUUCUCGUUCGGCUCACUAUGGAACCCGCGCCGAGUCACGAUAGCCACGCACUACCCGACGAGGUUCACAAGAUACUCGACGAAUUUCGGCAAUCAGUGGUCAACUGUGACAAGAAAACUGAGUCACACCCUCCCUCCGAUGCAGAUAAACAAGAUACGACGCUUGCAUGGCGUGAGCAUGUCGCCGGUCUUCGAUUCAGGACAUCUGAUCAUGUGUAUCGUGGCGAGAACAACGAGAUAUCGUUGGUGGCAAAUACACAUGCUCACGUCGGCGACGCGAUGAAUGAGGCCAUCCAACAUCAGCUGGCUGGCAUAUUCCGUAAAGGCGAACCAGCGCUGCUCAUCAACGCACCGGGCUCUGGAAAGACAUCCUUGCUCUUGCAGGGCUUACGCAGACACUGGGGCUUCUACUUCCGCCUAGACGCGCGCUUUGGUAUCGGAAGCAGGGACUUGCCUUCUUCGAUGCGAUGGGUGUCGUACAGGAGAUCAUACGCUCAGCUUUGGGAAGCAAAGAAGCAACUUCAGAGGGUUCUUCUUGCACGCUUAUUGCUCCUGCAUACGUUUGCAGGGGUCAUCGACACGACGAAAUCCAUGGAGCAUGCGCGCAAUGACUGGAACAGCGCGCAGAUCUCUUUUGGUAGCGCGGACUAUCCGUACCGUAUCUGCGAAGCCCUGGAGGAAUCUACGACAACCGACUAUGCAUGCGAAGCGGACAUCAUGCGCGAUACAGUUUCUCGCCUGCAGGACCUGCUGGGCGGUGACGACUUUGGUUUGUUUUAUGUGGUUGACGACUGUCAGCGCUCACUGUGUGAGUGGACAUCUGAAAUAGGCUCCGACGGGAAGAAGCAUAGGGAGGACCCGUUCAAAGUUCUGAGCGACUUCUGCGCUAAGCUACCGUGGCUGACGCCCGUUUUUGCGGCCACUUCCGCGCGACCUCCGCGGGACCUCCAGCAAGCCUUCCCUUCGCUCAAGACCGUCAGUGCGACCGGCGGGUCGGACCCGGAGCAUGCGCGUGACUUCUUGCGCUCCUACCUGCCUGCUUCCCUCGUGGCAUCCGAAGACGGAAAACUACUGCUGGAGCGCGCCGGACUCUGGCUUCGCGGACGUCACAAGGUAGUCGCUGACUUCGUGAAGUUCUUCCUCGGCGGCACACCAAUUUCCAUGCUCGAUGGGCCUCACACGAUGCUACACAAAUUCAUCAACGAGGAGACCGGUUUCAUUUCCUACGACGACAUCCGCCUGGCGGUCGACAAGGGCACUGAUCAAGGUCUAUACCGUUUAGGCCCGUACAUUCAUAUCUACUUUUCUUCUGUGAUCAGAGAGACGCGCACCGCCAUCCACCAUAUCCUCUAUCAAUAUCUCGUUCUCGGCCAUGCCCCCACAUUUGGCGCCACCGAGGAUUGGAUUGUCUCCUCCAAUCUCGGAUACUACGCCGACGCCAAUAUGUCCAAGAUCGUCGUUGACGAGCCCCUCACCCUCGUCCGAAACGCCCAGCUGUUUUGGUCCAGAGACUGGGACGAACUGCCGUUCCUCAGCCACAAACUCAUCUACAACCCCAACCUGCCCGCCUUCGCCAGCCCCCGCGAACACGCCGUCCUCCUCUUCUCGCGCUUCUUCGCCACCCCUCACGCGCCUUCCGAAACAUUCGUCUUCCCAGGAAAGAAAGCGCCUCGCUGGGCGCAGCAGAGGGCAGAACUCGUCGAACUGAGGCCGGGCGUCUUCGAGAACGGCUCUCCAAGGUAUCGCAUCUGUCGACACGCGGAUUACCCAGCACCCGCAGUGCUUCCUCUCGCCACGGAUGGGACCUCUUAUGCGACAACUCUCUCUUGGCUCCGGCACGAGCACGACACCGCGUUCUGCUUACUGCCGGAUCCGACGGCGUUCAUGUUCGCACUGCGGCGGCUCAAGGGCGAUUUCCUUGGGGUCAUCGUCCGCGUCGUACCCCAUGCCGACUUCAGCCCACACAAGGGAGGGCUGGGCGCCUACUUCAAGGGCAAAGACCAGACUGCCGACGUCUCCAAAGCCCUCGCGUUGCUCCAGACGGCUCUUCCCGAUCCAUGCAAAACGCUGGGAGAUCUCCCUGUCUUGGAAGUUGCCAUGCAAGCCCCAGACCUCAGCGCUCCUGAUCGCGAGACCCGCAUCCGCGAUGCAAGGGAGGCACUAGUCCAUCUGAAGAUGAGCCAUAUACCCCUUCCCUCGCCCUACCCCAACGAGCGCAAGAUUGUCACCGUCAACCCUUACCUCGUUCAGUACACCGAAGCGAUGCUGGAGCAGGCAGCGGAGGCCGAAAAGCCAUGGAUUCUAUCUCGCCUUGUCGCCAACAUCGUGGGGGAGACCAGCAUCUCGCCGGACAGGCAUGGGCGGCGACGGAAGACGAAUGCGUCGCUGCCUGCUGAUUCCGGCGCCCCAGAAGCUGCAAUUUCUUCGCUGUCAACGUCCGCAGAAACAGAGGAGGGUCCCGCGUCGAACUUGCCACCUAGUUCAAGCUCACAGCAUGCAAUACAGUCGGGAUCACCGACUGGAGCGGCCUCUACCCCGGCGGGAAAGCGCAAAAGGUCGGACUCGCCCACAGCAAGCUCGAAUUCGGACUUAGGCUUGCUCGAUGAGGUUGGAACGCCGUCUAGAAAACGCGCGAAGAUCGGCUCCAGGUCGUUUACGCCAUGAGCGUGCUGAUCGAGCUCCAAACCAUGCACUUCGCCGUCGAUAUCAUACUAUACAGAAUUUACACAUAUUUGAUCUUUGCCUUCAGCGAACCUUGUGCUUCGCAGCCUUCUCCUCUUCGGAUCCUACGACGAUGGUCAACCCCUUGUUUUCCACUGCAGAUCGGAAGAUACAACGUACCAAACACAUCGAUAUCCCAGCGCGGCUUGUAUAGGUACGGAAUGUUGUAGCGCACGGGGUUCUCGCGCCCGACCUUCG